AUGGGCCGUCGGUUUUUUAUUCAUGGGAACUGGGUUUCCUCGCAGAGCAUCUGCCGGGACCAAUUCGAACUGGAAAACCUGUACCAAAAGCACCAGAUCCGACUCAGGCAUUCCCGUUUCAUCGUCUACCUCCUCGCUCAAGCCUUCCUCAGUUCCGUCACGAUCGCGAUGGAGUGCAUCGCCCUCCCGGCCGAAGACCUGGCGGAAGUGGUGAUGACGCACGGGAUCGUACUGGCUGUCUGCCUCCUUCUCCUCUUCUACAUCUACAACGAGAAGCUCUUCCUCUCCUCGUCGCCUUCCCUCGGAAAUCAUUCGAAGCGCCUCGGAGAUCCGUCGGUAUCCUCGGACGAGAAGUCGCGGUCUUCCUGGGUCCCGAAAGCCAGCACCGCCUUCGUUUUCGUCCCCCUCUUCGCCAUGCAAAUCGUGAUGGCCACGGCACACGCGAAUGGUAGGGACUUCACGACUCACUGGGAUUGGAGUUUGUACAUGGUGCUGGUGUGCUACAUCUUUUUCCCUCUGAGGAUGCCCGUCAGUGCGGUUCUUGCCAUCGUCGUGUCUCUCGUCCCUGUUUUCACGUCGAUCUUCGAGAAGUCGUCUCGCGAGGUCGGCGACCGGACCCGGAGGGUGAUGGUGGACUUCUUCGUGAUGCUGGCAGGGAACGGCGUGGGCUUAUUUUUCUGCUUCAUGACCGAGAUCGCACUCCGAAAAUCCUUCCUGGACAAGAGAGAAUUCAUCGUCGCCAAGUGCAUGAGGGAAUACGAAGAAAAGACCGAAAAACACCUGCUCUCGAGCAUCAUCCCGGCGGCGAUGGUGGAGGAACUGAGGAAGAGCCUGCGAGAGGCCGUGGUCGCGAACAGACGAGACAAGGAAUACUCCAUCGUCCCCAUCCUCCCGAGUCUCUCCGCGAAGCCGUACGAGAAGUUCGACGAGGCCGUCAAGGAGUUCGACUGCCUUCGCAUCAAACUCCUCGGUGACUGCUACAAUUGCGUGUCGGGGGUCCCCGAAUGGACGGAGAAGCAUGCGGUCAACUGCGUGCUUUUGGGUCUCAAGAUGAUCGCCAUCAUCAGAGAAGUCCGGUGUGUUCACAUCAGUGAGGCAACUCACGCGGCGUUGGGGAAGAAGCACCGGUUCUACUUCGAGCCGGGGAGAAAAGACAGUUAUUUGGAAAAGAAGGGAAUCGUCACGUUCUUCAUCCCCCUGUCCCAAAAUAGGCAUCUCAUAUCGGUCGAUCCAUGCAUCUCGACGGAGGAAAUCAUUUCUGUCCAGAGGCCAACGAGCAGUCAACCUUUGCUGCCGAACUCACACGAGGCGAUGCGAAGCGUACCAGACGGAUUCCAUUGGCAACGGAGAUCAGAGAACGGAGCAGCUCUCGGAGGAACGAACCGCCGCGAGAACGACAUCCUGGUCGCGAAGCAAGGCGCAAGCACCAUCACGAUGCUCAUGGAAGAAGCCCAGACGAGGAUGGAGGAGGACCUGGACAAGAUGCCGCUCAGCAUCCACGCGCAGUGGCUCCAGUCCAAGGAGAUUCAACCCACGUUCAUAGCGUUCAGGGACUUGAAGCUGGAGUGGGAUUUCAUGAGACAGCCCGACAUGCUGAUCAAGUAUACCGUGUCGGCUGCCACCUGUCUCGUCGUCUUCCUCGGCAUCGUCGAGAUCCUCUCCCGACCCGAGACGGUGGGCAUCGUGGCGUGGGCGAUGGUCCUCUCGGUCAUGCUCGCCAUCACCUUCUGGGCUUGGAUCGGAUCCGUCUAUGCGAAGUGGAUGAGGUGGAAGGAUUCCCAGGAGCAGCAGGAGCCACUCGUGUGGAAAAAGGCGCCUCGACGUCUCAUCGUUUCGCCGUGGAUCCGAAUCCUGCUUUUUCUCGUCACCGGCUCGGGUGCCAUUCUGGUCGCUGCCGUCUCCCACAUCGUUCGAUGCACGGAGAUCGGCAAAUGUGCAUACACGAGGUCUCUGACUCAGGAGUUCGCGCUGGUGCUGUGCACGAUCUUCGUCUUCUACCACAUUCACUUCCUGCUGAAGCUGGGUGCCAUGGUGGUGGCGCUCGGCGUUUACGGGAUCGUCGGCCGGAUGCGUUUCCACGAUCGUCCGUCUGAAUGGAACGAAAAUUCCGUUUCCCAAGAGGAUUCAUCUCUUCUCCCCCAUCUUCACUAUCUCGUCUAUUCAAAGCCGUUCUCUCUCUUCUUUUUUCCAACUUCCUUUCUUCACGAUGAUUUGAUCCCGCAGAGUGAGUACUUGUUCAAAUUGGACUAUAAAUGGAAGAAAAGUCUUCCAAAGGAACAAGAAGAAGCGGAAUUGGCGCGGGAAGUAAACCGGUCUCUCAUAUUCAACAUACUGCCGACUCAUCUGGCCGAAAGAUACCUGCACCAGAAGCGCGAGAAAGAACUCUACCACGAGCGAUACCAGUCCGCCGCCGUGAUGUUCGCCACGAUCCUCAACUUCUGGCCGGAGGAAGACGGCGGAAGGAGGCGGUGGGAGUCGGGCGCGGAGAACGACCCGAAAGCGAGGAUCGAGGCGCUCGCGUUCCUCAACGGCAUCAUCAGCGACAUCGACCGGGUACUUUCAUCGCGUAUUCACCGUAAAUGA
Molecule: messenger RNA, 2583 nt
Organism: Darwinula stevensoni
Lineage: Eukaryota; Metazoa; Arthropoda; Ostracoda; Podocopida; Darwinulidae
Source: the annotation of a GenBank genome assembly